This is a messenger RNA of Musa acuminata AAA Group (dessert banana), 788 nucleotides long. RefSeq names its product calvin cycle protein CP12-1, chloroplastic-like. Gene Ontology annotation, cellular component: chloroplast. Gene Ontology annotation, biological process: negative regulation of reductive pentose-phosphate cycle. NCBI's taxonomy places the organism in Eukaryota, Viridiplantae, Streptophyta, Magnoliopsida, Zingiberales, Musaceae. Bases 129 to 518 code for a protein of 129 amino acids. The transcript has a single exon. The record is from RefSeq and is a predicted model, not a curated record.
ACCUUCCCAUUGGCUUGAAGAGGAUAAGAGAUAUCUAUCCUCGUAGUCUUCAUCAAAUUAAACACCGUUGUGCUGCAUCCUUCCCUGCCAUUGCACUCCAUCCAUCGCUGUGCCACAUAGCUAAAUCCAUGGCAACGGUAUUGGCUGGCAUCAGCAUCUCCAUCCCAAGAGUCCUCGUCUCCACGAAGGCAGAGCUCCCCAAGCCGCCAUUGUCCCGCACGAGGCUCCUCCCAUGGACCAGCGGCCACCGAGUGAACUCCCGCCGUGCGGGUCUCGUCGCCAGCGCGCCCUCGACGCCACCCAACAUCUCGGAGAAGGUGGCGGAAAGCAUAAAGAACGCAGAGGCGACGUGCGCGGAAGAUGCCGCCAGCGGAGAGUGCGCCGCGGCGUGGGAUGAGGUCGAGGAGCUGAGCGCGGCGGCCAGCCACGCCAGGGACAAGCUCAAGGUCGACGACCCCCUCGAGAGCUUCUGCAAGGACAGCCCUGAUAACGAGGAGUGCCGCACCUACGAGGAUUAGAAGAGGGAGAGGUAAAGCAGCAGUCAUCCAUCCAUCUGUCAGAGGUAUCAGGAAAAGUUCAGCUAUUAUUUUUGUGUUCCUUGUUUCAUCCUCUUUGUAUGAACACUUGAUCUUAGUUGGCGUUCAGUAGAUUAAAAUGAGCCAUUCUCCCUAUAGGAUUCAUGAUCAACACAGCCAUUGUUGUUUGAUCAAAUAGUUGUCAUUUUGGUUUCGAUACCGUCGUGUUACGAUUUUUAAAUCAAAGAGGAUUCUGAGUUAUUAUUAAUUUAA